Molecule: messenger RNA, 1991 nt
Organism: Chelonoidis abingdonii (Abingdon island giant tortoise)
Lineage: Eukaryota; Metazoa; Chordata; Testudines; Testudinidae
Source: RefSeq, a predicted model, not a curated record
GGUUCUGGCUUGGGUGGUUGCCUUGGCAUCGGGCAUAGGAGGGGGAUUAGUGCCGCGGACGGCUUGUGGGGAGGUGACGCGGCCCGUUCGCGGAGCCCCGCCGAAGAGGGAGGCGGCGAAUGAGCAGCGGUGUGAAGAGUGAGCGAGGCGCCGAGCUGCUGCGGGGAUGAAGAACCGGCUGGCUGAGCUGACAGCGUGUGAAAAAGAUGAAGAUGGAGAGACAACUAUUGUUGAAAAAGAUUAUUUUUUGGAUGACUUCUUCCAGCAGAUCUCUGAAAUAAAACAAUAUAGGCUAAAAUAGCAACAAAAUGUGGAAGAAGUUAAUGAAAGAAAUCACAGCAUUAUCUGUCCUGCACAAAAUCCUGAAGGCAGAACAAAGGAAGAACUCGAGGACCUGAACAAAGAAAUCAAGAAAAUUGCUAAUAACACUCACGCUAAGUUAAAGGCUAUUGAACAAAGUUUUGAUCAAGAUGGAAAUGCUAAUCGAACAUCAGUUGAAGUCAGGAUACAAAAGUCACAGCACUCGGUAUUGUCCUGGAAGCUUGUGGAGGUCAUGACAGAAUACAAUAAGACCCAGACCCAGUUUCGAGAACGCAGCAAAGGACGGAUACAGCGACAGUUAGAAAUAACUGGAAAAAACACCACCGAUGAAGAACUGGAAGAAAUGUUAGAAAGUGGUAAUCCUUCUAUUUUCACUUGUGAUAUUAUAUCAGACUCCCAAAUUACUAGACAAGCUCUGAAUGAAAUUGAGUCACGACACAAAGAUAUUAUGAAACUGGAAUCUAGUCUACGGGCGCUACAUGAAAUGUUUAUGGACAUGGCUAUGUUUGUUGAGGCUCAGGGUGAAAUGAUCAACAGCAUAGAAAAGAAUGUGAUGAAUGCAUCAGAUUAUAUAGAACAUGCUAAAGAGAAGACAAAAGAGGCACUUAAAUACCAAAGUAAAGCACGAAGGGUAAGGUUUUUUUCUGGAUUUUCAAUAACUCAAUUAAAAUGCAUAACAUAAAGGUAGUUUUACAGCAUGUGAAAUUAACUACAGUAAACUUGAUGGUCUUUGAGUGCUUGCAUAGGUCCAUUCUGCUGUGGGUGUGCGUGUGUCCCAUGCACCAAUGCUGGAGAGUUUUCCCUAGCAAUACCUGGGGCGGCCCCAACCAUUCCCAACCUCCUUGUGCAUCGAAGAAAGAGAUAUAAAUGAUGGAGCCACCUCUCCCUGAGUUCUUUCUUGCCAUCCAUGUCAGUGGUCAGAGCGUUUGUGUUCUGUGGCAAGUUUACAGCUCUGUGUUGCCAAUCCGUAUGAAGUGUCGGUGAGUGUGGCAGUUCUAACUGGGAGGCAAUCUGUUUGCCAAUAAUGUAACAGCGGGUUUGAGAGAACAGGGUUCUUCAGUCCUUUGCUUCUGAGGACUGCCUUCUCUCUCUAUCAGUUCUUCAGGCCUCCUUGGACAUGGCAGAUUCUGUAGUGAGAGCUAUGGUGACGUUGCUCCUGGUUGCAAUCCUCUGGGAUCCCUGUGGAUGUGCAAUAGACAAUUGAGGAUCAUCCAUUCAAGAAAUGCCUUUUUCCUACCUAAAACAAAGUAUUGCACUCGCAGAAGGACUUGGGUGGUUUUGAAGUCCUUGGGUCUCUAUAGUUUGGCUGCAAAGCAGACAAAAUUACCAUCUUCAGUUCCAGCGUAGACAGCAGUAUUAUCCCUUCCAUCAGGCUGACUGCUCUAAGGGAAGCAAAGAAGGUCAUGGAGGAGAAGGCUGUUGCCCUCUGUUUCCCUGGUCUCUUCAUCUAGACAUCCCCAGGCCUUAAGGCAUUGGUUUGACUCUUAUGUCAAGGACAGCAUACUACCAGACCUGGGCCAAACUGAUCCUUCUCCUCCCACAUCCGUACCCCCAGACAGAAUAUCCCAUUUUCUACAUGCUUGGCAGUCAGUCCAUCACCUCAGACAAGUGUGUGCGCGCGAAGCGUGAUGGAAUCAGGAUUAGACUCUGCAUUUUCUUUCUGUUCACAC